AUGCUGAGGUUCGCUCGUCAGUUUUCAACUACAAGAUACGCCUUGAGAGGCCAGAAUUUGACCGAAAAGAUCGUUCAAACUUAUGCUGUUGGGCUUCCUCAAGGAAAGAGAGUUACCUCUGGAGACUAUGUUUCGAUUCAGCCAGCUCACUGUAUGUCCCACGACAAUUCCUGGCCCGUGGCUCUCAAAUUCAUGGGUCUCGGUGCUUCUAAGGUCAAAGACUGCAAACAGAUCGUCAAUACCCUGGAUCAUGACGUGCAAAAUACUAGCGACAAGAAUCUGACCAAGUAUAAGAACAUCGAGAAUUUCGCCAAGAAGCAAGGAGUUGACUUUUACCCAGCAGGACGUGGGAUUGGCCACCAGAUCAUGAUUGAGGAGGGCUACGCGUUUCCUCUGAACCUCACGGUCGCUUCGGACUCGCAUUCAAAUACCUACGGUGGUAUAGGGUCUUUAGGUACACCCGUGGUUCGUACAGACGCUGCAGCGAUUUGGGCCACGGGCCAGACAUGGUGGCAGAUCCCACCUGUCGCACAGGUUGAGCUCAAAGGUGAAUUGCCUCAUGGAAUCUCCGGAAAAGAUAUUAUCGUUGCGCUCUGCGGUGUUUUCAAUAAGGACCAGGUGCUGAACCACGCCAUAGAAUUUACGGGCGAGUCCUUGGAAAAGAUACCGGUGGACUACAGGCUCACGAUUGCCAACAUGACCACCGAAUGGGGUGCUCUAUCUGGCCUGUUCCCGGUUGAUGAAACUUUGAUGAACUGGUAUAGAGCAAGGCUGCAGAAAGUUGGUGCCGAUCACCCAAGAAUUAACCACCAGACUCUCGACCAACUGGCGGAGAAAUCCAAGAGCCUCAAAGCCGACGCCGACGCCAUUUAUGCUAAAAAGCUAGUUAUCGACUUGAGCACUCUAACCCACUAUGUCUCUGGCCCUAACAGUGUUAAGGCGUCUGCCACCGUGCAAGACUUGUCUCAACAGGAUAUCAAAGUUAACAAAGCCUACUUGGUUUCCUGCACAAACUCUCGGCUGAGUGAUUUGGAGGCCGCAGCCCAUGUGGUAUGUCCAACCGGCGAUAUUAAUCAAAUUAACAAAGUAGCGCCGGGUGUUGAAUUUUACGUCGCAGCCGCUUCGUCCGAGGUGGAAAACGAUGCUAAAGCUUCUGGUGCUUGGGAAAAGCUUUUGCGCGCUGGUUGUAAGACUUUGCCAGCAGGAUGUGGCCCUUGCAUUGGCUUGGGUACCGGUUUACUGGAACCCGGAGAGGUCGGUAUCAGCGCCACUAACCGUAACUUCAAGGGCAGAAUGGGGUCGAAAGAUGCCCUUGCUUAUCUAGCCUCUCCUGCUGUCGUGACUGCUUCUGCCGUUCUUGGUAAGAUCGCAUCUCCUGCCGAAAUCCUGAAGCAACAGGAUCCAGUCUUCAAUGGCGUUCAAGCUACUGUCGAAGAUCUACCUCAAGGGGAUGCAGAAGCUGUCGCUGCCCAAACUGGCGCUGUGGAGAUGCUAGAAGGGUUUCCAUCGCAAAUUACUGGUGAAUUGAUUCUCUGUGACGCUGACAAUAUCAACACCGAUGGUAUAUACCCUGGGAAGUAUACUUACCAAGACGAUGUUCCACGUGAAAAGAUGGCUGAAGUCUGCAUGGAAAACUAUGAUGCCGAGUUCCGCACCAAGGUCAAAGCCGGUGACAUCGUUAUCAGCGGAUUCAACUUUGGUACUGGCUCCUCCAGGGAACAGGCUGCUACUGCUUUGCUGGCAAAGGGUAUCGAUCUUGUAGUAUCAGGGUCUUUUGGUAACAUUUUCUCCAGAAACUCUAUCAACAAUGCUCUUUUGACGCUAGAGAUCCCAACUCUAAUCGAAAUGUUGCGCAAUAAGUACCAAGAUGCCCCCAAAGAGCUAACUAGAAGAACCGGCUGGUUUUUGAAAUGGGAUUUGCCCAACAGUAGAGUUACGGUGACCGAAAAGUCAGUCGAUGGGCCCGUUGUUUUUGAACAAAAAGUCGGCGAACUGGGCAAAAACCUGCAAGAAAUUAUUGUGAAGGGCGGCCUAGAAGGCUGGGUUAAAUCUCAGCUGUAG
Messenger RNA from Lachancea dasiensis, 2061 nucleotides. Lineage: Eukaryota; Fungi; Ascomycota; Saccharomycetes; Saccharomycetales; Saccharomycetaceae. The record is from the annotation of a GenBank genome assembly.